AUGGAUAAGUUAGCUCAAUUAGAUAGAGAUGACUGCUAUCUCUAUGACUUACCGCAAAAUGUUUUCGAAUCUUUGAAUUUGAUGUACUUUGAUUCCUCGACUACUCAAAUCCAAUCGCAACAACUUCCAGCAGCAGAAUCUCCAUUUAACAGCCCUGAUCUCAAACGAAUUGAAGAAAAGAAGAUUUCUAAUAGUAAUGAAUGCUCAACUUGCCUGAUCAAGUUUCCUGGUGAUUCAUCCAUUGACUCUAAAAGGUCUCAUUAUAAGUCAGAUUUGCAUAAAUUCAAUUUGAAGAGAAACAUUGACGGUUCGCCACCAGUUAGUGAGCAAGAGUUUGACAAACUUUUGGAAGAACAGUCGAUAGAAAGUCUCUCAGGGACAGAUGAUUCAUCUUCAGAUGAAGAACUGGAUGAAGAAUUUCAAGAUAAAAUGGAUAAUAAACUAGAUGUAAUCUUCGAAAAACUUUCAGUGCAAGACAAGUUACAUCAAGACAACAAUGAAGAAAAUCCUAUAAGUUACUUAAAUACAAAGAGUCCAUUCAUUCUCUUUAGCUCCCCUUUCUUACCCCAAGAUAAAGCAUUUGGUGUCUAUAAGUCAUUCUUCCCUGAAAAAGAUUUAUUAACAGAUCCCAAGUCCACAAUUCUUUCAUACUCAAAGAAACCAAUAAAUUCAAAAUACCUGGCUCUAUUUAUGAUUGGAGGUGGUCAUUUUGCUGGGGCAAUUAUAUCCCAUGUUCGUAAAAACAUCAAAGGAAAUGCAAAUGCCAAAGAGUCCAAACAAGAACAAGCAGUUGAAGUAAUGGACUCGAAAACUUUCCAUAGAUAUACUGUUAGAAGAAAGCAAGGUGGAUCUCAAAGUGCCAGUGAUAAUGCUAGAGGUAAAGCAAACUCUGCUGGUUCUAGUAUACGUAGAUAUAACGAACAAGCAUUGAUUCAUGAAGUAAGAGAGCUUUUAGAUUCUUGGAAGGGUUAUUUGCAAAACUGUGAGACAAUUUAUAUUAGAGCUAAUGGUGCCUCUAACAGGAAAAUAUUAGUCGGUUAUGAUGGUUCAAUUUUAAAAAAUGAAGAUCCUAGAAUAAGAAGCUUUCCGUUUACAACUAAAAGAGCCACUAAGUCAGAAUUGAAAAAAGCCUGGGUUCAUCUAUCAUAUUUAAGUAUCGUGGACAUACCUAAAUCUAAUGAAAAGUUAAGCAAGAAAUUGCAAAAUGAACGAGAAGGAUUAAACAAAUCUAAGAGACAAGGUACUCCUUCAAAAUCUUCCACACCUGAAGCGGAGGAAGAUUCUUCGCCCGAGGCUAAGCAUUCGAUAGAAUUGAUUAAUCUAUUAAAAAAAUCGAGAGCACCAAUGUUGAUAAAUUACAUGAAAAAGAAUAAAUUGUCACCUAACUUUACGUUCGUCCCAGAAUUCAAAUACAAGCAUAACCCAACUCCAUUGCAUUACGCAGCCGCCCAUGGGCUUCAUCACAUGGUACAAGUAUUAUUGAUAAACUUGAAGAGUGAUCCUACAAUCACCAACGAAUUUGGUCGAACAGCUUGCGAAUUAAGUGCAGACUAUAAUACAAGGAAGGUCUUUCAAACCUCCAGAUUCAGCUUAGGUGAAGACUUUUGCGAUUGGGGAUCAGCAAAAGUUGGUAACCCCAAAUCCAAGGAAGAAUUUUUGAAAGAAGAAGAGCAAGCCAAAGAAUUAGAAGCUUCAGAAAAGAAGAAAUUACACGAAGAAGAAUUGGCCAAGAAGACAGAACUUGAAUUAAAGCAACCUUCUAUAUCAUCAAGUGGUACAUUAGGUGGAGGUCCUAACAAAGUAUUAAGUCAAGUUUCAGAAACAAGUGGAUUGACCGAUGCACAGAAGAUGAGAUUAAUGCGAGAACAAAGAGCAAGAGCGGCUGAAGCUAGAAUUAAGAAAAUGCAAGGAAAUUAA
This is a messenger RNA of Hyphopichia burtonii NRRL Y-1933, 1917 nucleotides long. RefSeq lists its product as uncharacterized. Bases 1 to 1917 code for a protein of 638 amino acids. The record is from RefSeq and is a predicted model, not a curated record. The transcript has a single exon. Lineage: Eukaryota; Fungi; Ascomycota; Pichiomycetes; Serinales; Debaryomycetaceae. Gene Ontology annotation, molecular function: protein binding.